This is a messenger RNA of Cynoglossus semilaevis (tongue sole), 3353 nucleotides long. RefSeq names its product dual specificity protein phosphatase 7-like. The transcript is spliced from 3 exons. Lineage: Eukaryota; Metazoa; Chordata; Actinopteri; Pleuronectiformes; Cynoglossidae. Gene Ontology annotation, cellular component: cytoplasm; cytosol. Gene Ontology annotation, biological process: negative regulation of MAPK cascade; peptidyl-tyrosine dephosphorylation. The record is from RefSeq and is a predicted model, not a curated record. Gene Ontology annotation, molecular function: protein tyrosine/threonine phosphatase activity; MAP kinase tyrosine phosphatase activity; MAP kinase tyrosine/serine/threonine phosphatase activity. The coding region runs from base 988 to 2097 and encodes 369 amino acids.
CACCAGGAAUAUUGGACUGAUUGGACGGAUUGGAGAUGGAGAGAACCAGUCCAUAUGGCAUUGAUGUAACUACGGUGCUUUGAAUUUUAGAAUAUUAAUUCUCCAACCUUUUGUAGUCAGUCUAUUGUUAAAUGGCUCUGCGCCAAAACAUUUCUUCAAAAACUCUAUUUCUGCCACAGUUAGAGACAAUUUUAAAACUGAAAUUUGUUUUGCUUGGCCGUGCCCCAAAGGGGCCUCUCUCCCUAAUUUGAGAACCAGUGAGCUAAGUAAAGAUGUACAGUUGUGUCUCAAUCUGAAUUAGUGACAGUGAUGUCCCCACUGGAGAGACGUGUCUGAGGCAGCAGAGGGUCACCGUGAUUGGCUGAGGUGAUGGAGGUCCUGAUCUGAAGGUGAACUGAAUUACAGCGCCACCCAGAGUUGAAUGACAGUAACGACCGCUAACUGUUAAAAACGUUACCACAACAAGAACGACCAAGACAAAGUCUGUAGAAUUCUACAUCAAAAGGAAUUGUCUGGUUUAAUUCCACAUUUGUCUUCCACUUCCUCCGUGUGAGUCCGUGAAGGAGAAUCUCGCCCACCCCAGCUUUAAACCUUAAGGAUUUUAACUCCUCCCUCUCGAGUUUCUCCACUGUGUGAACUCACAGCGGAGUGUGCUGUGGAUCCGGGUGCGAGUGGAAGUUGACGACGUGACUAUUUGAUUUUAAUCGUUUUGUGCAGAGCGGAGACCUGUUUUUGGUGGAAACGGGUCUCCGUCUGGCCCCGGGUCAGGUCAGACUCACGGACCGAUGGAACUGGAGAGGAAGAAAAAGGGGAAAUCACUUCGCUCAGGCAGAAGCGCCAUUCACUGGCGGAGCAACGUUUAACCGCUCCAUUUGUUUCUCUUCUUAGGUGGAAAUGUAUCUCACUGUCGUGUUUUGACAGCUCGCAAUUUUUGGACCAUGUAAAGAAAGUGUUUGCGCUCGUGUGUGGUGAGAUAUCGAGUCGGAUAUGUCUGAUGAGACGCCGAGUAAAAGCGUGGAAUGGCUGCAACUGGAGUUGGAGUCCGGGGCCACUUCUCUGCUGCUGCUGGACUGCCGUUCACACGAGCUCUACGAGUCGUCCCACAUCGAGACCGCCAUCAACCUGGUCAUACCGGGGCUGAUGCUGCGAAGGUUCAAGAAGGGCAACAUUCCCAUCCGGACCAUCAUUCCCAACCACGAGGACAAGGAGAAGUUCAUACGGCGCUGUAAGACGGACGCGGUGGUCCUGUACGACGAGUGCACCCUGGACUGGCAGGACGGCGUGACUGCGACCUCAGUUCUGGGUCUGCUGCUCCACAAGCUGUGGGAGGACGGCUGUAGAGCAUACUACCUGAAAGGUGGAUUUGCCAAGUUCCACACCAAGUACCCGGAGCACUGUGAGACGCUCCUCGAUAGUUCCUGUCCCAGUUCUUCUCCUCCGCUCUCUGUUCUGGGUUUUGGAAAUCUCCGGAUCAGCUCAGACUGUUCUGACGGGGAAUCGGACCGAGAGCCGAGCAGCGCCACGGAGUCCGAGGAGAGUCCCCUCCCCAGUAACCAGCCUGCCUUCCCCGUCCAGAUCUUACCCUAUCUUUACCUGGGCUGCGCCAAAGACUCCACCAACCUGGACGUGCUGGGCCAGUACAAUAUCAAGUACAUCCUCAACGUCACUCCUAAUCUCCCCAACAUGUUUGAGCACGACGGCCACUUCAGGUACAAACAGAUUCCCAUUUCGGACCACUGGAGUCAGAACCUGUCUCAGUUCUUCCCAGAAGCCAUAUCUUUUAUAGAUGAGGCCCGUUCAAAGCAGUGUGGAAUUCUGGUCCACUGUUUGGCCGGCAUCAGCCGCUCGGUCACGGUCACCGUGGCCUAUCUGAUGCAGAGACUGAAUCUUUCUCUCAAUGAUGCGUACGACUUUGUCAAGAGGAAAAAGUCCAACAUUUCCCCCAACUUCAACUUUAUGGGCCAGCUCCUGGACUUUGAGAGGACGCUGGGUUUGCACAGUCCCUGUGACAACCGCUCGACCAAUGAGGAGCAGCUCUUUUUCACCACGCCAACCAAUCACAACGUCUUCCAGCUGGACACACUGGAAUCGACAUGAGGAUUAACUGGACGGCUUUUCUCUGGAUUCCUGUGCUCUCGCUGAGGUUUUCCGAGCUGCUCAGAUGCCCAACUAGACUGUAACAACAGACUGUAAGUCCGUUGUUAUAUUUCUGAUCUUUUCAGGAAACACUGUCCGUGUGCAGAAAACGUGCUGCAUUUAAUCCAGUCUUAAUGCCUUAAUAUCUAUCCAACGUACACGGCUUCAUGAAACGCUCGUGUGAAGCCAUGAUGACGGGACAUUUCUUAACCUUUGAGUUUAAUCCAGGACUGUUGUCUGACUGUUAUCUGCUGUUCAACAGCUGUUAUGUCUCUGCGUUGGUGGCGAUUAUUGCCUUGUUGUCGUGAACGUCGACGCGUCGAGUGUUUGUCGACCCGAAUGUUCUCUGUGGAUUAUGCAGAGUUGGUAUUUUAGCUGAGGUGAAUAAGCUACUGCAACCGUCGAAUCAUCAUCCAGUCCUUGUCCUUAAGACAGUUGUCUGUCUCACAGCUCAGUUGAGUCAGUGUGUUUCCCAACCACUGUGCUGCGACAUGUUGUUUUGUGAGAACAUUAGUUUUACCCUGGUAAAUUAUCCAAACACUGAGUCUAUCUGACCAGUGAAGUCAGUUUUCGUGUUUUCAGUUAGAACGCUUUACCAAAACAAGCUGCACUUAAAUGUUCAUUUCUUUUUUUAGAAACAUUCCACCGCUAACACCUGUAUUAUCUGAAUGGUUCUACUUUCUACUGCAACUUAGAACCUUGAGGUCGGAGUUCCUGCUGUUGCCCAGGCUUUGAUUAAUAAUCAUUAAACUAACUACAAACAGACUGUUUAUAACGCAAAAGUGAUGAAGGACGGGCGUCCACUUUUUUCAUUUAGCUACUUUUUCGCCAACACAGUAAAGUUAAAGGACGCAGACAAUGUAAUUGGCUGUUCUCUAUCACCUGUCGCAUCUCGGAACAAAUGAGUGAGUCAGAUGUGUGAGAGUGAAAGGAAACAAGUUUGACUACAGAGUUCUUACCUCACACUUUCAGGGAUUUUUUUUAUAUACAACUCGUCUUUAUCUUCUCGUAGCCUCUGAAAACACAUCCAAAGGCUGUUGUUGUCGUCGUCAUCGUUCGCAUUGUUUCUCUCUGAGUACAUCAACCGUGAUGUUUUAACAAUUUUUCCUCUGAAUUGUGAAAAAGGCAGAAGUGAUUGGCUCUGACGUGAAGUAUAUGUCAAAUUAAAUUGCCCAAGUCUGUACGACUUUAUACAAUAAAUAUACUGUAUAUUUUUA